AUGUUCGAAGUCUUGCGUCUCUACACGGCACAAAUCCAUAUCAUCGAAACAAUCUCGAACACCGCAGACACUAAAGACUUCCCAGGCCUACAUCUCGAUCCCGACGUCUACCGCAACAUCAACCUCUCAGCCGGCGAAAAGGGAUCUGGAUCGGAUGAAUUAGACUUCCGACCAACAAGAUGGUUGAGCGGAAGCCAGCAGACUUUCUUCCAACCUCCAAAGGGCUCCUUUUUGCCAUAUUCGGCUGGUGCUUUUCAUCACAUCAUGUCCGAUCACAUCCGCCCACCUGUCUAA
Messenger RNA from Recurvomyces mirabilis, 294 nucleotides. RefSeq lists its product as uncharacterized. The record is from RefSeq and is a predicted model, not a curated record. Lineage: Eukaryota; Fungi; Ascomycota; Dothideomycetes; Mycosphaerellales; Teratosphaeriaceae. Bases 1 to 294 code for a protein of 97 amino acids. The transcript has 2 exons.